CUUGUGCCGAUGUGCCGCUGUCGAACUGUCAGUGUUUUGCAAGUCCACAUGUGCAACAUCGCGUUCCAGACUGGUACCCGGAUUUCCUUGCGACCUGGCUGCUAACCCCCACCGCUGACUGCAGGAUUUCACGCUGCCGCUACGACUUCAUAGACGUGCCCGAACCUGCCUGAGGCGGUCAUUUACAGAAUUUACAUUAGUAAUCUGACUCCGAGUCAGUCAGAACUCCAAGUGAUCAACAUUGACCAAAGACCAUGGACUUUACAGAAAUCUACAAACAAUCCGGAAACCUUGCGUCGUUUAGCCCAGGCGCUCACUUCAUUCUCAACGUCGUCGAAAACACCUUGAUCGUCAGGCGAACGGAUACUCUACAGAUUGCGCGCACAUGGACAGUCACCGCGCCUUCCAGUACAGCUAGCAUUCUAACCAACUCAAAAUCAACACCAUCAAGCUUGGAUGUUUCCUCAGAAGGGUGGAUAUCUCAUGCUGGUUGGUCGUGCGACUCCGAAUAUCUCUUCGCUGCAUCCGCGAAGAAAGGCAUCGUAGAGGUUUUCAAGCUUAGGGAUGAAAAUUGGAAUGCCCGAAUUGAAGCUGGUGUUGAAGGCCUCCUCAAAGCUGAGUGGGCACCGGACGGUCGCCAUAUCCUUUGUUUUUCUCAGUGGGGCCUUCGAGUCACCAUUUGGUCUCUAGUCACGGGCAAUGCUACUUACAUACAGUUCCCAAUACACCCCGACAGAGGUUACGCUUUCCGUUCUGAUUCCCGCUACUUUGUCUUGGCUGAGCGACAUAGGUCAAAAGACGCCAUAGGUGUGUAUGACACAACUGACGGUUACAAAUUAGUGCGGCAUUUUCCCGUACCAACGUCCAAUCUGUCAUCACUGGCUUUAUCCCCGACUGGUAAUCAUAUCGCCAUUUGGGAGGGUAUUUUGGAGUACAAAUUGCAUAUCCUGUCUCUGGCCGGAGAUGUGCAAGGGACUUUUUCACCCAAGCCAAAUCCGGGGUUUGGUGUUCGUAAUGCAGCUUGGCAUCCUACCGGAAUGUUCCUUGCUGUAGCAGGAUGGGACGACAAGGGCCUUACUUGGUCUGUCGCUGCAACGCUCGAGUUGUCAAGUAAGAUACCAGUUGGCGCUACACUAUGGCGCGAACCGUCAAACUGGCUUGAAACUACGCAAGGUCGAGGAUUUCUGUCUUAUGAACGACUACAAGGGCCACAAACAAUCAGCUUGCAGCGCACAGAUCCGACGAAGUCAAACCCAAAGUCGGGUGCAGUCCAGCUUGAAUGGAAUAAGACUGGCACGUUGCUGCUAGUGCGGUUUGAAAACUGCCCCACGGUAGUUCAUUUGUACGAUUUUCCAGCAUCGUCGGAUCCAUUCGUUCCCCGGCUACGUUGUGUUUUUCAACACUCGAAGUCAGUCCUGCAUGCACAGUGGAAUCCAGUCCGUAAAGGCAGCUUGGCCCUGUGCAGCGGGAGUGGUAGCAUUUACACAUGGAGUGACGAGUGGAUUGGAGAGAACGGGGUAGAGGAAGAUAUGGCGGAGUGCAUCGGUGUACCAGCGAACACAAAAUUUGACACAAGAGGUAUCAAAUGGGCUCCUGACGGGAAAGGGCUGGUGUUGUUAGACAAGGAGGUGUUUUGUUGUGCGUUCGAGGUGGAAGAAGAUGGUACUGAAAGCUGACAGUUUUGUUAUAAUAUAUGGCCUUCACUGUUUAUCUCACAUGGUUGCUUUGAAAGGCUACUAAAAUUAGCACUUGGCGCUGCACGGUCAUCCUAUCGCGUCACUGCCGUCGACGACGCAGGCCAACGGCAGAAACCGUUCAAAGGGCUGACAUAAUCA
Molecule: messenger RNA, 1835 nt
Organism: Suillus subaureus
Lineage: Eukaryota; Fungi; Basidiomycota; Agaricomycetes; Boletales; Suillaceae
Product: quinon protein alcohol dehydrogenase-like superfamily
Exons: 11
Coding region: 255-1676 (473 amino acids)
Biological process (GO): microtubule anchoring at mitotic spindle pole body; protein localization to mitotic spindle pole body; mitotic sister chromatid segregation
Cellular component (GO): MWP complex; microtubule organizing center; mitotic spindle
Molecular function (GO): protein binding
Source: RefSeq, a predicted model, not a curated record